AUGAAGACUCCGCGACCCAAAGGUUCUGGUGACCGCCUGGAUGAAGGGUGCCGGUUUGCAGCGUCGUCCUCGGAGGCUCGUCGCUGUGGAAACCGGCUGCACGCUCCAGCGGCCGGCGGCUGUUUCAACACUGAAGAAACAAAAGACGUGAGAAGAGGACGGAGGAGACAAAGCGAAGAGCGGGGAGGAAACGCUGCCUUCCCCAGAGCCGAAGGGACGCUUCUGCUCAACGUUAGUGAGUCGGUGUCUCCGGUGCAGGCAGUGAACGUCUCUGCACGUCCCACAGGUCAGCUGGUGCUGAACUGCUGGGUUUUACUGCUGCAGCUCCUGAAGAUACGUCACAGUUUGUGCGUCUCCUGCUGCUCCUCCUCCUCCUCACGGCCCCCCGCAGACAGUUCAGUGAUCGCCUUACUCCACGGGCCCCCGGUGCCCCCCUCCCCUGGUCCCUCUUCAUCUUUGGACUCCAACAGUCGGCCAGUGGAGGCGGCGUUCCUCUGUGACCCGGGCGCCCUGCAGGCCCGUCUGAGGGAAGCUGUGAGGAUUUGUGCAACAAAACAAGCAUUUCCAACAAAUACAGACGUUACCUUCCUGGCUGUGGCCGACGUGGUGCAGCCUGUGGACUUCUUCUGGGACUUUGGAGACUCCAGAUCAGACAGAACGUCUUCAAGGUCCAUCACCAGAGGGUACCAGAACCCUGGGAGUUACGGUGUGUUUGUGGUGGCAUCUUGGGCUCGGACCGUCGUCAUCUCCGAUGUGUUCCCGGUCCUGGUCCAGAGAGCCGUGGAGCUCAACAGGCUGGUCCACCCGGCCUCGGUCCUGAAGGACCAGGCUGUCACGGUGAGCUGCCGGGUCAACGCCGGGACCAACCUGACCUUCAGGUGGAGCUUCGGUGAUGGACCCAGCAGGUCUGGACAGAGAACCACACAGCAUGUCUUCAGCAGGACAGGAGAGUUCACAAUCAACGUGACUGUGUCCAACCUCGUCAGCUCUGCGUCUCUGAGCAGUCUCAUCUUUGUUGUGGACCGGCCCUGUCGGCCUCCACCAGUUAAAAACAUGGGCCCGCUCAGACUGCAGGUGUGGAGGUUUGAGGUGAUCCGUCUGGGGGUGACGCUUGAGUCCGAUGUUGAGUGUGACACAUCAGGAGGCCUUCGGUACUCCUGGACCUUAUCGGACUCUGCAGGACGGGUCGUCCCUUUGUCUCUCAGAGACAAACACAGACAGACCCUGGAGCUGCCGAGCCGAGUCCUCCAGUACGACUCGUACACGGCCACAGCUAGAGUCCAGAUCAUUGGCAGUGUGGUCUACAGCAACUACACCGUGAGGCUCCAAGUGACACCAAGUCCUCCUGUGGCCGUCAUCCAGGGUGGCACCAACGUCUUCAUCAACAGGAACACCAAGAUGUUCACUCUGGACGGACGAGCGUCUCAUGAUCCCGACUUCCCCCUGAACCCCCUCAGCUACAGCUGGACAUGUGAACCGGUUUCCACCAUCACCAGCUCCUGUUUCGACCGAGACGUUCCCACUUCGUCCCCUGAGCUUAAAUUUCCCUUCAGCCUCUUGAAAGACAACUUUGAUCAGUUCUGGUUCAGGCUCACCGUCCACAACGGAGAGCGUUCAUCUUCAGCUGAGGUCUUCCUCACCGUCACGUCAGACCUGACUGGGAAGGUUUCAGUUUUCUGUGACGAGUGUCGAGGAGACGCCGUGAACUGGGAUCAGCCGUUUUCUGUCGCUGCAACGUGUGACGACUGCAAAACACCCGUCCAGUUCACCUGGAGCCUGCACCUGGUCAACUCCUCCUCCGUGACCCCCCCAGACUCAGAGCUCGGAGCUCCGUCUGCCAUCGUGGAGGCUCCAGAGACACCCACUCUGGGGUCGGAUCCCUCGGUCCAGACCUCCGCGCCUCCUCGUUUCCUGGAGAAACUUUCUCUCUCCAAGUCUGAAAGGCUUCACGACCUGGGUUCGUCCAACUCUGAGCCCAACAGAAGCCCCACACUGCAUCCAGAUCCCACUGCUCCGAGAGCUCAGAUCACUGACUUCACCUUUGACCCUGACUCCUCUGCAGACGGGCAGGAGUCGUUCCCAUCGCUGGAGAGCAGCGAUGUCGAUUUUCAAAAAUACGCAGGUCCUGAUGAUUAUGAAGCUCCGUUUCCUGCAGAGGAAGGAGAUCCAGGGAUGGCAGCCGGCAGGCCCACUGGGGUAGAUGUUGGGACCUUCAGUCCAGGACACGCGUUGUCUGAUCCGGUUUUAAACCAGAACGAGGGCCACAAUCUGGUGGAUCCCAAACCUUCUGUGCUGAUCCAGAAGCAAACGCUGCUCGACCUUCACCGAGCUCCGAUAGACGGAGCCGUCUUUGAGUCCUACACCUACACAGGAAUCUCCUCGUCUUCACUCAGAUUUAAACCUUUCGGCCUGAGGCCCAAAACAAGAUACGUGUUAGAAGCCACUGCCAAGUCUGGGCAGCUUGUUCUGGGUCGGACUCAGCUGUUCAUACGAACCAACCCCGUUCCUGAAGGCGUGACGUGUCAGGUGCAGCCAGCUGAAGGGACGGCAUUACACACACACUUCAGCAUCUUCUGCGCCUCAGGACACCAGGAUUUACUCUACAAGUACAGCUACAGCGUCCGAGGCAGCACCCCCAGGAUCCUGUACCAGGGCAGAGACUUCCAGUACUACUUCAGCCUGCCCUCAGGUGACCCCAGUGAUGACUAUAAAGUGACUAUUUACACUGAAAUUAGAAGCGGCAGAUCUGGAUCAGUCACCAGACCCUGUCCUGUGACCAUCCGAGUCAAACCGAGCUUCCUCACAGACGACUCGUCUUCAUCGCCUCAUCACGACUUUGAUCUGAAGCUGUUAGAGUCCGGUCUCGGGACAAUGUGGACUCUCGUGCAGCUCAGGAACUCUGCAGAGGUUCGGAACCACGUCAGUGCACUCUGCAGCGUCCUGAACAGACUCGGACAAGGUGCCGAGGCCGACGCACAGAGACGCCUGCGCAACGUGCUCAUCUGCACCGUAUGUGAGCUGGAGAGCAGCGACCAGGCGUCAGCGGAAGACAACGUCUGCAUCCUGAAUGAUCUUCUGCAUGUUACGAAUCAGGUGUCACUGAUGAGUGUGAGGCGGGUGACGUCUCAUGUUCGGGCCGUCUCAGAGCAGUUUUCUGAGUUCACUGCGGCUGAUCACAACCACAGAAAGCUCAACAGUCUGAUCAACCUGCUUUCAUCCAGCCUGCAGGUGGUCUCCAGCUGUGGUUGCACACCGGAAACACUCAACGGUGACUUUGCACAAGAGCUGGAGUCAGAAUCACCCACUGACCACGACCACAUGAAGCACCCAGAAAACACUGCUGGAUGUUUAACAGACUCAUCCUCUGAACUUCCAGUGAAACAAAUGCUUCAUCUGAUAGAUGACGUUUUACAGACGGCUUCAGACUUGAUGCUGAGGCACAUCUUGUUCCAGGAGACCAAGGAGCACAGAGUUAGUGCAGGUCUCAUCCAGCUGCACGCUGCUUCCCUAAACCAAACCUCCACAACCAUCAGCAGCAACUCAACCACCAUCCACUUCCCCGAGUCUCUGAUCCAGACUGUGCUUUUUCACCUCAGAAGACCCAGAGGACCAGAGCCCUGCGUCCUCAGAGUGCUCACUGAGCUUUACCGGAGCCCUUACUGCUGGUCUUCAUCACCUGCCCAGAUGGGACCAGUGGUUGAUUUUAGUCUGUACAAAUGCAGCACAAGGAGGAGAAUCCAUGUUGGCUCCUUCCCUCAGCCAAUCAGCUUUGAGCUUCACCCUCCACAAAGAAACGUGAGCUCUGGGAGUGAGUACGUCCUCCUGCGCAGCCGGAUCAACUACCACAACAUCAGCAUCAGCCAGGAGCUCCUGCAUCAUGCCGUCCAGGUGACAGUGGUGUUCACACUGCCGCCCGGCAAAACCUUUCCCAUCAUGCUUCUCUUCAGGAUGUCCGAGAGGCCGACUCCCAGCAUGCACCACCUGCAGAGGAUUCACAGGUGGGACAGCAACACCGUGCGCAUCACUCUGCCACCAUCCUGCAUCAACGCUGCAGGCAUCUGCCACUUAGCCCUGCUUGACGCUAACUUUGGGAGCGUGUCCGAGAGGAGGCGCAGGAGUGAACAGAUAAGCUACAGUCUCUCGGUGGACAGCAGUCUGUGUUUGUCCUGGGACGAUCAGCAGGAGGCCUGGACGCACCACGGCUGCAGGACGCAACAUCUGGACACAGCAGUGAACUGCAGCUGCUACCAGCUGAGGCCACUGACUGUGCUGCAGCAGCAGAUUGAGAGCAGCCAUGACACCGCUGAUCUGGAUCAGUUCCUGAGCGUCUCUAGUGAUCUGACGGUGUUCAGUUUACUGGUGCUGGUCCUCAUCCUGUUCAUCCCAGUGCUCAGGUGGUGUCAGAGAGCUGAUGUGGUCUCUGAGGAGAACCAAAGAGCCCACUACCUUUCUGACAACAAUCCUGAGGACUUGUGUUUUUAUGCUGUUUGCAUCCACACUGGUCUCUGCUCUGCAGCGUGUAUGACGGCCAAAGUUUACAUAGUGCUGUGUGGUGAACAUGGAGUCUCUCAGACCAAGGAACUACAAGUCCCAGGAUGCACAGUGUUCAGGAGGAACUCUCAAGACACUUUUAUACUGAGUGCAGCAGAGAGUCUGGGUCCAGUGUGGGGGGUUCACAUCUGGCAUGACAACUCUGGACCUUCUCCUGACUGGUACAUAAAACAAGUCAUGGUAACUGAGGUGAGCAGCGGGCAGGUGGGCCGCUCAUGGCUGUUUGUCAGUGAGAGCUGGCUGGCUGUGAACAGAGAUGACGGCCGAGUUGAGAGGAUGCUGCGUGUUCGUGGACUCGGCUUCGCUCGGAUGCUGUUGCUCAGGUUUUCGGACUACUUGGCUGACUCCCACAUGUGGAUCUCUGUGUUCAGCUGCCGCUGGCCCAACUCAUUCACACACGCUCAGAGACUCGGUGUGUGUGUGUUGCUGCUUUCGGGCUACGCAGCCGUCAAUGCAUUCAUUGUAGCACAAACAGAUGAUCGGCUCGAGUCAGGCGUUGUCGGUGUCUCGGUUGUUUCUGUUACAUCAGGACUGCUGAGCGUGGUGGUUGUGUUACCUGCAGCAACAUUAGCGUCCUUCCUGUUUCGAUUCUGUGCGACCAAACCGACAGGAUCUGGAGUCCAACAUGCAACUUUCAGAACGACUGCCAAGAAGGAUCCAGAGGUUCGGGACAUGGACUUGGACGCCCAUCUGUCCCAGAGCAGCAGUCGUACAUGGACACAGGAAGCCUGGAGGUUAAAACACCAGGACACAAACGUCCUGUCGGUGUCCGCGAUUCCAGAAAAUAAAGGCACAAAUGAAGAGUCAACAAUCCAAGGAAGGUUGGGAUUUGGGAGCAGCGUCGGACCACCGCUGCAAGGGUCGUCUCUGACUUCUAUGGGGAGUUACUAUGAGGGAAGAGAGGACAAGCUUUUAACUGAGAGCGACAGACUUGGAAUCCAGAAAACUACAAGGAAUGAAGGCCAAACCUUUCAAAAUAAGAGCAGAUUUGGUUUAACAUCCUCGGGCUGUCUGUUCCUGGUCUGGGCUCUGUCUCUGCUGUGUUUGGCGCUCUCUGCUGUGCUGGGAAUCAGAUUCAGUAGCAGCCAGGUUUUUCUCUGGAUCCAGUCCCUCUUUGUCUCUCUGAUCUCCUGCAUCUUCUUCAUCCAGCCAGCUUUGAUCCUCGCGGCGGCAGUGAUCGUCUCUGUUUGGAACAAGAGAGCACCGAACUCUCUUUCUUCUUUCAGCUUGAAGACGCUUCAGGAGGAGAUUUUUAAUUCAUGGGGCUCCGAUCAGCCCAAAGAGCAGAUCAGGCCGUCUGGUUUCCCCGAUAAAACAAGUUCACGCUUCAAAAAGCUGCUUGUGGCUCGUCAGAGAGUCCGAUACCUCCGUCUCAUGCGCCCGCCGACUCCAUCAGAGCUGAGGAAAAGUCGUGGGAAGAGGCGACGAGCGGCUCUUGUCCAUCAAACACUGAGAGAUUUGUGUCUGUGUGCCGCCUCGCUCCUCCUCAUGACGUGUGUGACGUAUUACAGCUCAUGUGAUGAACAUGCUCAUGUCAACAGAGCCGUCAACAGACACUUUAUGAGGUCUGCGGCGGCGGAGCUGAGCCGCCUACAGUCCAGUGGCUGGGUGGGCAGACAGACGGUGGCUCUGAAGGUCCAGUUCACCUUGUACAGCCCUGCAGCGAACCUGUUCACCAGCGUGACCCUGCUCGCCGAGCAGAGCCACAGCGGCGUGCUGCGGCCCUCUGCCAAAGUCCAGUCAGUCCGGGUUGAUCCCACCCCUGCUGGGUGGGACCCUGUGAUGGUCUGCCAGGUGGAGGCUUCAUUUGAUCUGAUCCAAGUCUCAGGUUUUAUCAAACCUCUGAAGGAUUUAAUAUUUUCUCUUCCUCGCCAGCUGCUCUUCCUCCUCUUAUCUCUUCUACAAUUCUGCAACCACGUGUCCUCGGCUGCACAGCAAGGGCUGAUGGGAAACUGGAGGACAGCCUCCGCCUGGCUGGACGUCAGCCUGCUGACGGUGACCCUCGUCUAUUGCGGCUGUUGCGUUUAUCGCUCCGUCGCGAUGGGUGAAGUUGUGAAUUUCCUGCAGGAACGCAGUAGUGGAGGGCGUGUUGACGUUAACGGCCUGUCCACCUGGGAACAAUGCACACGUUCGCUGCGCGGCAUCAUCCUCUUCAUCCUCACGGUGAAGACGAUGAGCGUCCUCAGGGUGAACAGGACUUUAAGUUUCUCCGCAGCAGUCUUCACACACUCGCUCUCCAGCCUCCUGUCCUCUCCGAUCUCAUGCCUGGUCCUGUUGGUGUCCAGUUUGGGGAAUCUGCAGACUUUCCGCUCCCUUCAGUCUCUGAUCUGGAACUACGGGGGUCUCCGAGCCUCCAGGGGUCUGUCGGGGCCAGGUUUAUCUCCCUGGGGAGUGCUCAUUCUGUCAGUCUCUGUGGUGUGGACUGUGAUGGCGUUUUUACUUGAGGAGCUGGAGAUGUCCGUGGAUGAGCUGCUGCUCAGACUCAGCGCUCUUUCCGACAUCGCCCACCUCCCUCCGCUUCCCAGAAGCCCCUGCUGCAGAGAGAAGGACUUUCCUGCCACCUUCCCCACACCUCAGCCCUCCGACACACAGGCCCCGCGCUGA
Molecule: messenger RNA, 7155 nt
Organism: Nematolebias whitei (Rio pearlfish)
Lineage: Eukaryota; Metazoa; Chordata; Actinopteri; Cyprinodontiformes; Rivulidae
Product: polycystic kidney disease 1 like 1
Biological process (GO): detection of mechanical stimulus
Cellular component (GO): membrane
Molecular function (GO): protein binding; calcium channel activity
Source: RefSeq, a predicted model, not a curated record